GCGAUGCAACCAUGGACAAAGCUAUACAUUAUUCUUUCACGGACGGCUCUUCGCGGUGUGCCUCUUCCAUGUCUGCUACGACAGCGAAUUGUACCAGGGUCACCCUGAUUUCUGUGUUUAUGUUGCGACGCCGGAUGAAGCGCCUUCCGCUGCCAAAUUCGAAGACACUGCAGCACAGCGGUCGACCAAUAUGGCAAUCCGACGCAAGAAACCGGGCCAACCUGCUCGCCUAUCCGACUCGCCCCCCGCGAUCCACCACUUCUCCAAGGCGCAUCGCGUCUGCAAGACCAACGGGGGCAAUCAAGUCCGCAAAAGCGUGCUUCCGCGGCAGUCGACGCAGGACCGGAUAAACAGCCCUGCCAUGGCCAGCAGCAGCAAGUGUUCCGACAGCUUGACGACCACGGCCAGCGCUCGCAGUUCGGAACUGCUUGCGGGCGUGGCGACGCUGCACAGUGGCGACGAGAAUCGUUCCCACAACGCGACCAUGCCGCAGUGCGAUGACGGUGACGACAGGACUGGCAAGGACGUGGAGGGCGACGGUGCGCAGCAGGAGGACAGUGUGUGCAAGUUGCAGAACCGGCUGCGCGACAACUGGUCCAAGCUGGUCACCGAUAGGAUCACCAUGAUGGCGUUCGCACGAUCCCUCAAGGGGCACAAGUGUCCUGCGUUUCCUUACUGUCUAGGUUAACCACCUAUCAAUGACUUGUGCUUUCUUUUUUUUUUUUUGCUUUCGUGUGCAUAGCUGUAUUGUAUGCGCUUAUGAUAGGGUUAUAUGUCAUAGAAAGUCGAGAGCUUGAGUUAACAGCGUGCUUGUUCUUGGAAAAGGGUCUACGAAAUAGAGACUGGUUUGGCUUCACUGCGUUGCUGCUAAAACAUUGAAAAUGUUUGGUUUCUAGAGGGAAGCACGUGCACAGUGAGUGACAGAAAAAGCAUAUUAUGUGCAUGAAUUCCCUGAAAAAAAUAUUAAUUCGUCUGAGCUCAAUUCAUGUACUACUUCCAUAAAAUUAAGCUGUAGAGACCAGGCCGUUAGACAACCUGAGUUCUUCUCCAGAACCCCACUCUAAAAUUUGCUUAAAGCUGGGCAAAUGUUUUGCAGGACACAACCACAGCCAAAGAGACUACAAAGAAAGCAUCUGUUUCUGGUAUAAAGUAAAUUCUUGCUCUGACUGGUCAUUAUUGCUGGAAGUGUGCAGAGGUCACAAAAAGUACUACAGAUGUGUAAACAAGGCAAGUUGUGCGUCAACUUCCCGUACAUCAUUAUAGUGACAAGAUCUCAUUGAUGCAUGGUGAUCUGUAGAUAUGUGCAAGGACAAGAUCGCCAAGACUGAGAGUUGCAGAGCUAGGCUGUCAAUUAAAUGUGUGCACCAAAUGUCCAAGCAGUUGAAACCCUAUAAAUUGCCACUCUCUGUGAAUUGGCAAAGAAAAUUUACAGGACGUGCUCUAAUGCACUUGGAUCUCCUAAGCCUUUUCGUGCACUUGGGGUAGUUGUUAACCUGCUAGGUCUAAACAAUACGUGGUAAAUGGUAGGGUUUUUAAAGCAAAGUUUUAUGAUUCAUAUGUUUGAAGGACACUGGUUGCUAUGCCACCUUGAGGGCAUGCAAACAAAAAGGUUGCUCUUCUAUAUUUAGAGCUAGUUUCUGUAGAAUGAAUGGCUAAAUAAUUCUCUACUGUUCUUUGCUGCAGUCAAACAUGGCUGACAAGUAAUGUGCAAUUGAACACUACUGAGAAAUGCUUACGGAUGGUCAGCACGGUGCUGUAGUUGAGUUGUUUUCACAACUGCGUAUAUAACAUAGAACUAUGGGCCCUGCCGCAGGUGGUCUAGUGGCUAGGGUACUUGGCUACUUACCUGCGAAUCGGGGGGAUCGAAUCCCAGCUGCGGCGGCUGCAUUUUCUAUGAAAGCGAAAAUUCGGUUUUGUAUUCGUGGUUACAUAAUGAACCUUUUGCAACAUGGCUUACUUCCGACAUUGAAUAAAGACAAGAUUUUUAUGCAGUUGAAGCAUGCUGCUACCCGAACCAAGUUUUAACACUUGCAUAUGUGCAAAAACUUUGUAUACUGGUAUGAAAAACAGACUGUAUUUGCAUAGCUGCUAGGAACUUUUGUGACAAUUGUGCUCUAAACUAAAGCAGUACACCAUGGUAAACUUGAAUUAGGUCUUUUAUAUGACAGCACUGCUUUAUGAUUAAUUACAAGUCAAGCUGAAGUGUUAGGAUGCAAACCAUUACGGCGCGAAAACUGCUUCCAAAAUGUGCAGCUUCUUGCUCCUAGUAUGGCUGGGCAAAGCAAUGAAUAUAUAACUAUGUUAGCAUAGAAAAAAUGCUACUAACAUAUUGCUUUAUUUCCACUGCAAAGUGUGGUCUAAGCAAAACUGCCAGAUUUGUGUUACUUUUGCUUUAUCACUCAUGUUGCAACUGGUGUUGAAUAUUGUUGGCAGCGAAAUGUGCCAUCUGAGGAAUACUAGUCAACUAAAAGUCUAUUCAUUCUAUAGACUAUUGUAUAGUCCUCGCAUUUUCUUGUGUUGUCCUUUUGAUGAAACCAAAGAGAAAACAGUAAAAGGCAAAGUAUUUUUAUUACAAU
Messenger RNA from Rhipicephalus microplus (southern cattle tick), 2576 nucleotides. RefSeq lists its product as uncharacterized. Lineage: Eukaryota; Metazoa; Arthropoda; Arachnida; Ixodida; Ixodidae. The record is from RefSeq and is a predicted model, not a curated record.